Molecule: messenger RNA, 1890 nt
Organism: Ctenocephalides felis (cat flea)
Lineage: Eukaryota; Metazoa; Arthropoda; Insecta; Siphonaptera; Pulicidae
Exons: 4
Coding region: 126-1832 (568 amino acids)
Source: RefSeq, a predicted model, not a curated record
AACUUUGAGUUUUCUAUGAAUAGUGUUGUGUUGUGAUGGAUUUUACUCUUGAAGCUUUUAAUUUCGGAUUACGCAGUGACAUGUGACAUUGAUUUGGAAAAUUUUGGAAAAUAAAUACAGUCAUUAUGGGCAACGUUUGCCAGAAGCGGGAUACAGCUACACCUGAUUCGAAAAAUCCAGUAGAUAAAAUAUUUAGCAGACUGCAAUUAUGUCCUCAUGGUUUGAAUCGCAAUGAUAACAUACGAGCAGAUAAACAAACGAAUAUCUAUCAGGUGCCAACAUGGCCAACGAACGAUCAGACGCCCACCGUAACACCCCGGCGUAAUUCCGUCGCAAAAAUAAAUACACGUGCCACUCCGCUUAGUCCGGAGUGGACAGAUGUGCCCCUUAAGACUCCUGAAAUCAUCCAGAAAACAAUGGCGACUCUUCAGCAAUCCACCGAGCCUGAUGCUGCUCCUGUACCUCCCCCACGAAAACGAAGGCGUGGUAUUAAACAAAUUCUAGAUCGUAUGAACUCAGAAGACAAUUUAAAACCAGUUGAGGAAGCAAUAAUUGUUCCCAAAAAAGAAAUAACGCACAUUUGCGAUCCUACGAGGCAUCCACAUCAUUAUCACAAAACAAAUGGUGGGCCUAGAAAAGCAUAUUCAACAGUUAUACCUCCAAUUUAUAAUGACUUGGAUGUAAAAAAAGAAAUGUCUAAAAACCUUAGGCGCGGUUCGAUACCUAGAAAUGCUUCCUUACCUGGUGAAAACAACCUUUCUCUAUCGCAAGCGACAGCUCAGCGGUUGGAAAGUUACAUGACACGAUGUAGAAGUUUUGGUUCCUUAUUGCCUCAACAAAUUAUGGAUAAAAUUAAAAACACACCUUCAUCUAGCGCAGCAAACGAUCAAUCUGAUGCGGAAAGUGAAGAUUCAUGGGGAGGUUUGGAUGAUUGGGACUUGGGAGUAAUAGAACAUGACGGAAUUGACGAUGGUCUUUUCCAACCAAUUUCCAGACUACCAUCUAAGAAACGUUCUUCGACCGAUGUUAAGUUUUCAGUUGGAGAUAAAAAUCCGUUACCAUUAAAUGCAAAUAAAGAUAAAAUUAAAAGUUCAGACACAGCAGUUAGUACUGCGGCACCAAAACAAUCUAAUGGCCGCAAGAGCGGUGUUAACCUACAAGCAAUUUUAAACCCCUCAUCAAUUAAUACUAUUUCUGAGUCUGUUGAACGGAAAACUUCAGAAAACGAAGAUGUCAAACAAGCACCUUUGGCCCGACGGGAGAGCAUUGAAGAUAUAGUCGACUGGUUCGACAAAGAUUCGGAUAAUGAACUUUCAAAAAAAUCAUUUUCUGAAGAGAAUCCCAAGAAAACUGAUUAUGAUAAAUUUUCUUCAAACAUUUUGUAUGAUGGCGUAACAAAUCCGUUUCGUAUAUACUACGAAGAUUCAUCCUUCAGUUCUGACGCUUUCUUCACCUCAAAAUUCUUAGAAAAUGAAAAAAUGGCCAAUAACAUAAAUGACAAUGAUUCACCAAAUAUGUCCGAAUCAUUAGACCAGAAGGCUAUGGAUUUUGUGAUUGUCAAUGACGAUAAAAUUAAUCCAGAUAAAUUAAAAAAUUCAGAUGAUGACAAAAUCCCAUCUAAACAAAUCGAAGAAGACUGUCCCACGAUUGUCGAAGAAUCUAUUGAGUCAAGUAGCAUAACAACAAAAGAUUCCCAAACAAAUAAUUCUGAAGAUGAUAAUAUUGGUCAUUCGAGUUUGCUGAAAUUUUUUAAAAAUGAUUCAAACACAAUCGAAGAUCCUGAUAGGCCCGAUCGAAAUAAUGCUAAAGUAGAUAUAUCAGGUUUCCAUUAAAAAUAGAUAUUAUUUAUAUCUAAAGUUUGUAUGCGCUUAAUAGUAAUUAACAUUUAUC